Medioppia subpectinata is the source of this 1543-nucleotide messenger RNA. The record is from the annotation of a GenBank genome assembly. NCBI's taxonomy places the organism in Eukaryota, Metazoa, Arthropoda, Arachnida, Sarcoptiformes, Oppiidae.
AGAACGUAAGGCACGUCUCUCUCGCCGUCGAUAUAAAAGAAGACACAAUAAGUUUGUGGCGAAGAAUGUGUUAAAUAACGCAAAGCCUAUGUUUUUGACGAGUUAUACGGGCAGUGAUCGGCACACGUACUCAAACAUCUCCUCACCUCCAGGAUUAUAUGUUUUGGAUUUCAAUUCAUUGGGAAAGGAUGUGAGCGUCAAGAUAUACGUCUCUCAAUACUAUCCGUAUCCACUUCUGCCAAAUGAACCGGACAUUCAUGUGGUGUCCGUCCGAAGCGACGAAGUGGUCAUCAGUUGGCCUCCGAGUCCGUCGGAAGCGAUCGCCACUAUUGACUACUGUGUGUCGAUCGGCACCAACAAGAAGUGGGCCGACAAUUGUCUGCUCGACACAUACCUUAAAGAGGAGGAGAGCUAUGAGUUGGAUCUGUUGCCGUCGGAGGCGAUCACAUCAUUCAGCUAUUGGUGGGUCCGGACAGUGAAGAAUAUGCUGAGACAGUCGCGGCUCAAGUCGAUGGCCGACCACAGCGUUCGGGUGGAGUGUAUCGGCAAACAGACCGCACAUACACUGCGGCGGUUAGACAAUCGCCGCCACAACCAGUACUUUAUCGACGUUUACGCCAGAAAUACGGUCACAAACUCGACGUCAAUGUACCGCACGGUUAACGUCACACUUAUUAAUACAGAACCCAUUGUGGUGUCGGACGACCAGAAUAUUGUCAUCAAAUUGAAUCAAACAAAUAAUUUCACACAAAUCUUACACUACAAGACAUUGGGUGGAGACGGAGGCACCGAUACUACUGUCGACAAGUUAUGGCUAUUUUUGCAAACCUGCACUGGUUUUGGACCAAUUCGUAUGACCGGCACAGCCGUCACUUCGGCCAACCCUAACGUCACUACGAAUACAGCAAUAAAUCGGACGCUAUUUACUCAAAAUAUAUUUUCAUUGAAAACACUGGAGUUUAAUGUGAAUGACGGCAGGCGUAAGACCACAAUAGACCACAAGAACCAGAGUUUAAUAGUGUUUGCCAUCAGUUCGGGUGCGAACACAGACAGGACCGCCGUAUUUACUCUAAGCAAACGUCACAAUCGUUUUCUAUACCCACUCCUACCGGAAGACACAAAACUCAAAGUAAUGGCAACGUUGACGGACUGCCGAUCGGUUACACUGGCCUGGAAUGCGAGUCCCGACGAUAAGGUCCAGUACUGUAUUUACGUUCGGGAGGCUAACCAUCAUCACACCUCGUCAUCCAAUGUGAUCGCACCCGUAGAUAAUGCGUGUGUCGAUCAGGGAUUGACCAUCGGAUCCGAAGCUAACAACAAUGAUAUCGAUUCCGACGACACAAACGAUAGUUUACGAAAAGUUUUGUGUAAAAGGUAUCACAAGUCGUCGAAACGACGGUUUAAUAAUAAGAUCAUUCAGUCGGUGAGGGGUCUGUCGUCGGGCCAGACCUAUGUCUUCCUAGUGAUGAUCACUAAAUACAGGGGCAAAACUCUGGCCUACGAACAGGUGUGGGCCACAACUCGCCCUAAAUACCAGUGCUAA